Messenger RNA from Lodderomyces jiufengensis, 1377 nucleotides. RefSeq lists its product as uncharacterized. Bases 1 to 1377 code for a protein of 458 amino acids. NCBI's taxonomy places the organism in Eukaryota, Fungi, Ascomycota, Pichiomycetes, Serinales, Debaryomycetaceae. Gene Ontology annotation, molecular function: iron ion binding; 2 iron, 2 sulfur cluster binding. The record is from RefSeq and is a predicted model, not a curated record. The transcript has 2 exons.
AUGGCUACAGUUCAAGUAUCAAAUCAACCAAAUUCAGAACUUAAAUUACCAGGAAAAGUUAUAACUCCACCUGCUAUAAAAGAUGACUCAUCAAAGCAAUUAUUAGCUGGGGAACAUACAUUACCUGCAAGUUGGUGGCAUUCAGAAAAUAUUUUUAAUUUAGAAAAAAGAGCUAUAUUUCAUAAAUCUUGGUUAUAUUGUAUUCACAAUUCAAGAUUCACAAAACCUGGUGAUUAUUUUUCAUUUAAUGUUACAGGUAUAAAUUUUUUUAUUAUUAAGUCAAAGAAUACUGGCGAAUUAAAAGCUUUCCAUAAUGUUUGUCGUCAUAGAGCUUAUCCAGUUGUUAAAAAGGCAUCAGGUACAAGUACAGUUUUAACUUGUCAAUACCAUGGAUGGAGUUAUAAUUCAGAAGGUAAGUUGAGUAAGGCUCCCCAUUUUGAAGAAGUUAAAGACUUUGUUAAAGAAGAAAAUUCAUUAUUUCCAAUCCCAAUUCACGUGACUCCUCAAGGUUUAAUUUUUGUGAAUUUUUGUAACAGCCCGCUACCAUUUGAAGAUUUUUUUACAGGUUUAACUGAAGAAUUACAUGAAAUAGACUUCCAAGAUUAUGAAUAUCAUAUGUCAUAUGAACUUCAUGGUGACUUCAAUUGGAAGACGUUAAUUGAUGGGUACAAUGAGUGCUAUCACUGCCCUAUUCUGCAUAGGAAAUUGAGUGCUGCUUUCAACAUGGAGACUUAUAAGGUGGUUCCAAAGACUAGAUAUUGUCGUCAUUAUGCUGCGGUUGUUAAAGAGGAAGAACCUGCUGAGGAAUUACAAAAUGAAGAGAAAUCAGGUUGGUUUGGCUUUGGUAAAAAGGAAAAGUCGUUACCAGAGCAAAGACAAAAAGCAAGUAACACAGCUGGUACAAGUGAUGGAUUGUGGUGCUAUUUAUACCCUUCAAAUGGAGUUAAUUGCUACUCCCCUGCAUGGUAUUCAAUCAGAGUGCUUCCUCAUUCUGCAAAGAAAACUACCUUACAAUAUGACAUAUAUACAAAAAAAGGUAUCGAUGAAGCUCAAAAGAAAGAAUUCGUUGAUUUUUUACAAUUAGUUGAAAUAGAGGACUUUGAUUUAUGUCAAUUAACUCAAAAAAAUCUUAAUGAAGGUAUAUACUCAUCAGGUUAUUUACAUCCUCAAAAGGAAAAUGGAGUUUUGUUCUAUCAGAAAUUAGUUCGCGAUAUGGUCAAAGAACAUUUUGAAAUGGAACAAGCUAAUGGUGGAUUACCUAUUGACCCUGCUUCUAUUCAAGCUAAUCCCAAAAAUAAAGAGAUUUUAGAGUUGGAAAAGAUUUGUCAAACUUUAGAUUGUUCAAGUGGUAAUGGUGAUAGUAAAAUGGAUUGGUAA